CCACACCCUUUGACCAAUGACGCUCCCAAUAAACACCCUUUCUCUUCUGUAGAAACGGAAGUAAACAAUGACAAGGAACAAUUUUUACGUUAGCGUUUUAUAUUUAGACGUUUAUUAUUAACACCAUGGAAUUCAAAAUAUGACUAAUUUAACUGCACAGCAUCACAUACAUACUCCAUGUAGUCUUUAAUUCGCGUUGGAGACAGGACUUGGUUGAUUGAUGUUAUCUAGGUAACGCUAGCUAGCGAACAAUGGCUAACGUUAACUGUAUGGUUUUUAACGCUCAAAUAGCCUCCAUCAUGGAGGUGCUAGCAAAUGCAGCCGUGGCAGAGAUCUGUAAACUCGUUGACGACGACUAUGCAGUAUUUCGGUUGGAAAUAACUCAAAGCCAGAAAGAAAACAGGGCAUUGCGAAGGAAAUUACAGCUACUGGAACUGAAGGUGGCACGGGAGCGCAUCUGCGCCAGUCGUCCCAGUAGUGUCAAGAUCCCUGACCGAUACAGAGGAAUGGCAAGAGGUGAAGGACAUCUCACUGGAGGCCACAGGAGCUUUGUGAAGCUAGCGGGCCACAAUACAUGGAGAGAUGACCAACCAAUCACUGUUGAUGAGGGGAGUGGAACCUCAACCCAGCACGUUAUUGUGAUAGAGUCUGCAGAUGCAGAGGCUGCAGGUCCUGGGGUCAAGCAGGAGAGGACUGAAGGAGAGGACCCACGACACAGCACAGACAUCCAGACUGGAGCAGCGGCUGGAGUGGCGCCCCCUGUAGCCACGGAAGAACUCUCAACUGCUUCCACGCUCCAGUCCAGGACCCGAUGCAGCAUUAGGGAGGCCAGUAGAACGCCCAACGCCAUCCUCAAGUCCGAGACAGUCACAGAAACACAAAGGCUCUUACAGACAGGAUCUGACCACAGAUCAGACCCAGAGAGACUGGAGCUGGGGCCACUGGGCUGUCCUGCUCUCGACUCAGAAUAUUUACUAGACGGUAACCCAAGCCCGAGGACGGUUCAUUCCCAUCGGGACUCUGGUGAUGUGUUAGAAACUGGUAAUGAUCCGUCAUGUUCUUACACUACAGAGAUGGACCCUGACAACAUGCCCUUGGGUUUAGAGACACAGACUGAUCUAUCUAGAGGGGACUGGAACCGGUACAGUAGUAGUGUAUACUCUGGAGGGUGCCAAGAUAAGCAAGGGGAGGUUAUAGUCGUAGAUAAAGUGAAAGUGGAGGGCGACGCUCCUCCCACAUGGAAUGUAGACGAGACUCACUUAGGAGAAGGACACUCACAAGGCAGAGAUUUUUUAGAUUACAGGGAAAGCUUAGAGACAAAUACAAAUAUCACGACCCACUCCCCUUUGCACGCACUCAGGGAUCGUGAGCCAGUGUCCACGUCGAUGGGUCCAUCCGAUUCACACGGCCGCAUCCUUUUCCAUCAGGUAUUUAACUCAAACGACCAGGCUAGAGCCCAGCCUCAGGGAGGGGGAGCCACAUCAGGCAGUAGUAAAGAUAAACGGUUCCUCUGCAUGUUCUGUAGCAAAGGCUUCAGCUGCCCCCAGAAGGUGGAGAUCCACCAGAGGGUCCACACAGGGGUAAAACCCUUCAGCUGUACCCAGUGUCACAUGCGCUUUGCCCAGGCUUGCAACCUGAAGAGGCACCAGAGGGUCCACACAGGGGUGAAACCCUUCAGCUGUACCCAGUGUCACAUGCGCUUCUCCCACUCAUCAAGCCUGAAGAGGCACCAGACGGUCCACACAGGGGAGAAAUCCUACAGUUGCCCCCAGUGUGAGAAGAGGUUUUCCCACCAGCACCAGCUGAAGAUGCACCUGAAGGUCCACAUGGGAGAAAAGCAGUUUGUCUGUGCGCAAGAGGAUCUCAGAGAGGAGCUUCCUCAGGAUACACCAGCAGAAAAACCAUUCCACUCUAUAACAUAGACCAGACAUUAGUAACAUAAGGCACGCCAAGCAAUUUGAUAAAAUGGAGUAAAUCAGUGAACUUGCAUUUGUUUUGAAAUUGCAUUGGUUUUCCAUAAAUGGCUAUUUAUUCAUUGUGUUUUGUUUGGAGAGCUCCUGUCAAUGUUGAGUAUGGACUCUCACCUGAUUACACAUAGAAGUAGGCCUAGGCUACCUGGCCUGCACACAAAUGUAUAAAUGUGCCUAUUUGGGGAUGUCUGAUAGUAUUUCUGAUUGUCUUAACUCACCACCACUAAUGAUCUGGGGUGCUUCUCAUUGUAAUUUUUUUCUUCUCCUCAAACAGCAAGUAACCUAAACAAUGUCUGUUUUUACAUCCAUUGAGAAUGACAGUAGUUCCUCAAUAACCAGGUUUCCAUCCAACUCUUUUUCUAUAAGUAAAAUACAUGUCGGAACAAAAUAUUCACUACAGGCCUGAUGGAAACAGCAAGUUUUUUCGGUCAACUUUCCAGAUGUCGACAAAUCAAAAUACACUAAACAAGGUUGGAUCUUUGUGUCGGUAAAAUUAAUAAUGCGAGAAAUGGCGGUGGAAAUGCUUUUAUCCGCAAAUAUUGAUAUAAUAUUCAUCAUAUCGAAGUAAACUUGGAGGCACGCAAUGAUAUGUUGUGUGGUCCUCCCACUACGACUCGGGAAAGCAUGCAGUUUAUUAGACUAGAGAUUCAAUAAGUUAUGAUGAACAGGGUGGGGAAAGUUCACGGUGAUGAGCUUGAUGCUCCUUUUCAAUAAAUAUUGAGGGUCUUAUUCUGGUGACAUAAUGAUUGAUGUUUGGCUGCCGUUUAACUAAUAAAAAUAAUCUUGCUCUUUUGUCC
Messenger RNA from Oncorhynchus mykiss (rainbow trout), 2767 nucleotides. NCBI's taxonomy places the organism in Eukaryota, Metazoa, Chordata, Actinopteri, Salmoniformes, Salmonidae. The record is from RefSeq and is a predicted model, not a curated record.